Molecule: messenger RNA, 1524 nt
Organism: Thecamonas trahens ATCC 50062
Lineage: Eukaryota; Apusomonadida; Apusomonadidae
Exons: 2
Coding region: 1-1524 (507 amino acids)
Biological process (GO): SCF-dependent proteasomal ubiquitin-dependent protein catabolic process
Cellular component (GO): SCF ubiquitin ligase complex
Molecular function (GO): protein binding
Source: RefSeq, a predicted model, not a curated record
AUGGACGCAGGCGGAGCGCACGUUGAUCUGGGCGUAUGGGCUGGUGGACGGGAACGAGUUCGUGGCUUGGGAGGCUUUGAUGACGAUGGCGGCGGGCGUGGUGGAGGAGGACUUGGCUUUGAUCCGCGGACGGUGCUGGAGCGAGGACGAGCGAUGCAGGGGGCAGCAGUGGUGAGCUCUGUAACGUUUGUGGCGCAUGCAGGGGUGGAUGACGAUGUGGUGGACGUGGUGGAUGGGUACGGGGAUGAGCUGCAGUCCAUUGAUUUGAAGGGUAGCUGCGUGAGCGACGACUCGAUCAUUGCCAUUGCUCGGGCAUGUCCGCUCUUGGCGUACAUCGAUCUGUCGCAGACGAGCCUGGUGACCGACCGAGCGCUCUCAGCGCUCGCCGCUGGUUGCCCGAGGCUGAUGAGGGUCAAGCUGGCGCGGGCCAAGGGUGUGAGCGACGCCGGGCUGGUGGCGCUUGCCAGCAGCUGUAGCGAGCUGGUGGAGGUGGACGUGAGCGGGUGCGAUGUGGGCGACGCCGGGGUUGCUGCGCUCGCUGCGGGCGCUGCGGGCCUUGCGCACCUCGAGCUGAACGGGUGCGUCAAGGUGAGCGAUGCGGCGGUGGCUGCGGUGGUGGGCCUCUGUCCCCAGAUGGAGGUGCUGGGUCUGGAGGGGUGUGUGGGGCUGGAUGCGCUGGUGACGCUCGAGGUUGCGCGGGCGGGCCAAGGGAGCGCGCCGGCGCUGACGCAAGAGAGCGUGGCGAUGGUGCUGGCAUGCUCCAAGGGAGCGCCACACCUUGUGCAUCAUCUCGGGCGAGUGGGCGCGCUACCGGCGACGGCGCUGGGUCUUGCGCGGGCGGCAGGGAUGGACAUCCUCGCGCCUGUGCGGGCAGCGGACGGGCUGGGCAAGUCGUCGUCGCAGGAGCUUGUUGACGCGCUUGUGGUCCGCGGCUUUGAUCCGUUUGAGGUCGAGGCUGACGGGCGGCACAGCUAUACCCUGGCACCGGGCUCUGUGGCGCCAGCUGUGGUCCAAGCAAUGCGCGUGUGGCUGGCGACGCAUGGCGAUGGGGCGGCGGACGUAGCGGGCGGGAUCAACCGGGCGACGCUUGCACUGUUUGUCUCGCUCCGGGCGGGGAGCGAGGUGCGGUUUUCUGCGGCGCACCUGGGAGAGCUGAUCCGAGCCGGGGCGAACGUCAACGCGCUCGAGCCUGUGCUCGGGCAGCGGCCGCUACACAUUGCGGCGAGCGGAGGGCAGAUGGCGACGGUGAUGGCGCUCCUGGCGGCCGGCGCCGAGCUAUGGGCGAUGAACGCGGCAGGCGAGGGAGCUUACGCACUUGCGACCUCGCACGAGCUCACCGCACUGCUGACCGGAGCAACGGAGCUGCCGGCCCCGUUUGUGGCGCACAUGCGUCAGGUGCUCGGGCACGACGUCAGCUUGAGGAACGGGAACGGUGAUCGUGUAGAGGCGCUUGAGGAGGCGCUGGCGGCCAAGGCGAGCGAGUUGACAGCGACGCAAGCGGAGCUACCGACUACGCACGGCUGA